Molecule: messenger RNA, 2207 nt
Organism: Oncorhynchus masou masou (cherry salmon)
Lineage: Eukaryota; Metazoa; Chordata; Actinopteri; Salmoniformes; Salmonidae
Product: twinfilin-2-like
Exons: 7
Coding region: 227-712 (161 amino acids)
Biological process (GO): barbed-end actin filament capping; actin filament depolymerization; regulation of lamellipodium assembly
Cellular component (GO): actin filament; cytoplasm; myofibril
Molecular function (GO): actin monomer binding; actin filament binding
Source: RefSeq, a predicted model, not a curated record
AGUCAGGUUGCAGGGGCAGGAGGGAUCUAGGACGGGAGGGUCUUGAGUAGCUGGUGCUGGGGACAUUCAGAGAGCCGGGACAGGGCUGGGACCAUGACUAUGACCACUUCCUACUUCCUCUGCUGGACGACAAGGAGCCCUGCUACAUACUAUACCACCUCAACUCCCAGAACGCACAGGGAUACGAAUGGAUAUUCAUCUCCUGGUCUCCUGACCAAUCUCCAUUAUGUGUCACCGUGCAACCAAGGUGAGACAGAAGAUGCUGAAUGCUGCCACCCGUGACACAGUGAAGAAGGAGUUUGGUGGUGGUCAUAUGAAGGAUGAGAUGUUUGGCACAGAGGAGGAGAACAUCUGUCUGGAGGGGUAUCAGCGACAUAUGUCCACCAGCUCCGGCCCUGCCCCACUCACAGCUGCUGAACAGGAGUUGCAGAGAAUUAAAAUCAACGAGAAGUUGGACACAGAGAAAGAAAUGAUAGAGCUGGUUCAUUCCGACCCGACAGAGGCCCAUGAGCUGCCUUGUAGGGUUCCAAAGAUACGCCCUGACACCUCUUCUACCCUCUAUAAACACUCCCGUGAAGGGGAUCACUUGGAAUCUGUGGGUUACAGCUGUAGCAUUAAAGAGCGGAUGCUGUACUCCAGUUGUAAGAGUCAACUGCUGGAUGAGGUGGUGAAAGAUUACCAAUCUGGAGGUUGCCAAGAAGAUGUAAAUUGAAAAUGGGGAUGAAUUGACAGAGGAGUUCCUGUAUGAUGUGGUUUAUCCUAAGCAGCAUGCCUUCCAGCAGGCCUUCGCCAAACCUUGUGGCCCAGCAGGGAAGAAAGGCAGUAAGCGCCUCAUCAAGGGUCAUCCCCAGCCCUGCCCUCAAUCCUCAUCCUCCUGUUGCCACGCCAUCUGGCAGCUUGUUUGGCCACAAGGAAGGAAAAGGAGAAGAACAUGGACAGAUUUCUCCUGUCAUUUUUAUUUUUACCUCCCUUUGCUUGUCAUUACGUUCCCCAGUUUCUGUGUUCUUGUGGGUUUGUAUGUGUAUGUGUGUAUUUCAGGAAAUGGAAUCCUGGAUUCCUAAAACAGCUGAUUGGCCUGCCGCAUCACUGAUUGGAGCCCUGACCCCUCCCUCUAAUCAGGAGAAACAGCUGGCUCUUCAAUUACCAACUCCUUCUACAGCUUGAUAAAAGUCAGUGUUCCUUUGUCAGAAAAAUAGCUUAUUUUUAUGUCCUGUGUUGAUUUGUUGUGGCAGUCCGUAAAAGUUUUGUGGAUAUUAUUUUGUAGCCGCUCCUUCCGAGGUAUGUGUAUGCCAAUAGGACUUAGUGUUUUUGGUUAUUGAAAUUGUUCACUAAGUAUUAGUAACUAUUCUGUUUCAUUUGUUCCAGGGGAGAAGGGGAACGCACCUUGGGAGUGUUUAGACAAGAGGCCUGCGGGCACACACAACCCGUAGUAUUUAAUCUGUCUAUGCACACUAGGUAAAACCCCUGGUAUUUUGGUUAGCGAGCCAGUUGGUGCUAAAGGUUAGGUAAGUAGUGGGAAGGUAGGAGAGGGGACUCUUUAACUUACUUUCUUUGCUUUGGUUCUGUCCAGCCCUUCUCUCCCACCUUACCGUGUUUUAAUUAAGGAAUAAUCAAUUCCCUGUAACGGUAUUUGCCUCUGUCUUUCCCCGCACCUACUAACGCACUUUUUUUUUUUCACUCCACGGGGAGUUGAGAUGUAGCAGGGUGUUGUGUUCCCUUCAAGGGGCAUAUGUCACAGACAGACACACACACACACAGACAGAUGGACUGACAAACAUAAAAGACCAAUGGAUGGUCUUACAGAUGCCUCAGCCAAAUUUCUCUAUUGCAAAUGUCACAUAGAUCUACAGAAGAAGCCUGUCCAUCUGAUGUGUUGUCCAUAGUUUAAAAAAAAUUCAGGUAACUUUCCCCAAAUUCCCAGGUAUUUUUCCCCCCGGAAUUCCUGGUUCGAGGCUUCCUGGAUUUCCUGCUUAUUCCCUCGUGACUCCAGGAAUAUUCCAACCAGUUUUUCUGGAAAACCAGGGCAUUUGUGGAAUAUUACUGGACAUUUGCAACCCUAGUUAUACAUACCUUGCCUGUUGUCACUAAAUGUUUUGCAUCAAACAUGUUUGUAAAAACAGAUGAUAAUGAGAGGAAUUCUAAAUGAAAUGUCGAUGUUUUUCAGUAUGUUGUCUUUUUCUUAUCACUGAAAUGAUAAGUAAAAUAAA